AUGGAUAGAAUGUCAAUUCGAGAUAGAACUGCUGAAGACUAUGUAAAUGGAGUUGAAACUUUUUUAAAUUUUGCAAUCGAAAAUGCUCCUCCGGAUAGUGACGGCUUAAUCUCAUGUCCAUGCAAGAAGUGUGUUAACUUUAAGAAAAUGUCUCUUGCUGAUGUAAGAGGACAUUUAUUUUUUAAUGGGAUAAAUCCAAACUAUAAAGAAUGGAGUAGGCAUGGGGAAUACGUACCUAGUCAGACUCCACAUUCUCGUAAGAAUGUUCGAUAUUCAAAUGAGAAUGAAAUUGAUGAUUACCCUUUAGAAAUGGUGGAAGAUGCAUUUGAUAAUGAUUUUCUAGAACGUCCUGAUGAAUUUGCCAAAAUUUUAGAGGAUGCAGAGAAACCAAUCUAUCCUGGUUCCAAAUUCUCAAAACUUUCUACAUUAGUAAAGUUGUAUAAUAUGAAGGCACGACAUGGAUGGAGUGAUGUUGGUUUUUCUGAUUUGAUUGCUUUUUUCAAAGAAGUCAUGCCGGAAGAAAAUGAAAUUCCAAUAUCUUUGUACGAGGCAAAGAAAACCUUAUCAACAUUGGGAAUGGAGUAUGAAAAAAUACAUGCAUGUUCAAAUGAUUGUAUUUUAUAUUGUAAGGAAUUUGCUGAAGCAAGUAAUUGUCCGGUGUGUAAGCGUUCAAGAUGGAAAUUGAAAAACAAUUCUAAAGAGGUACGAAGUUGUAAGCGUUUGUUUAGAAACUAUAAUCACGCUAAAAACUUGAUUUGGCAUGAGGAAGGCAGGAUAAAAGAUGGUAAACUACGACAUGUGGCUGAUUCACCAGCAUGGAGAAUCGUUGAUGAUAAAUGGGAGAAAAUAAAAAAGGAUCCUAGAAACCUUCGGCUAGGCCUUUCUGCCGAUGGCAUAAACCCACAUAGUUCUCUUAGUAGUUCAUAUAGUUGUUGGCCAAUCGUUCUCGUUGUUUAUAAUCUUCCUCCAUUAUUGGUUAUGAAAAGAAGAUAUACAAUGCUCACUCUAUUGAUAUCAGGACCUAGACAACCUGGAAAUGAUAUAGACGUAUUCUUGGCUCCAUUAAUUGAUGAUUUAAAAAUAUUGUGGAAUGGAGUAGAAGGUUGUUAUGAUAGGUACAAGGACGAGUAUUUUACAUUAAGAGCGGUCCUAUUAUUUACUAUCAAUGACUAUCCGACUCUAUGUAAUUUGGCUGGAUGCACUGGCAAAGGCUAUAAAGGGUGUGUAGUAUGUGGUGACCAUACCUAUUCGAGAUGGUUGUACAAAUCUAAGAAAGCAUGUUAUAUGGGGCACAGACGAUAUCUCAAACUUAAUCAUCCUUAUCGCAAAUACAAAAAAUCUUUUGAUGGUCAAGAAGUGCUUGACUUGCCUCCUGAACCAUUGAGUGGAGAGCUCAUAUUUGAAAAAGUUCAAGACAUCAAUAUUCAAUUUGGAAAACCAGAUGGAGAAAAAAAGGAAAUCACUAAACACUACUACAAUCUGGACAUCAGUCAUCGGCCAUGA
Humulus lupulus (European hop) is the source of this 1503-nucleotide messenger RNA. RefSeq lists its product as uncharacterized. The transcript has a single exon. The coding region runs from base 1 to 1503 and encodes 500 amino acids. The record is from RefSeq and is a predicted model, not a curated record. Lineage: Eukaryota; Viridiplantae; Streptophyta; Magnoliopsida; Rosales; Cannabaceae.